AUGUGCGAUUUCUUCUUGAGGUAUGGUAUGAAGAUGGUACAGUAUCUCUCAUUAUCUAGUAAAUUCAAUCUAUGUGGCUCACUGUUGCAGCUUAGACACAUUAAACAUUACAUAAGGUUUGAGACUACAAGAAACGCAAGCAAAUUGGCCUGGAACAAUUUUAACCCUUUCAACAUCAACAUUUCCAAUCAUAAGUCCAACAUUUCCCUUAACUUUGCUUCUAGCUUCUAG
Messenger RNA from Acanthoscelides obtectus, 231 nucleotides. The record is from the annotation of a GenBank genome assembly. NCBI's taxonomy places the organism in Eukaryota, Metazoa, Arthropoda, Insecta, Coleoptera, Chrysomelidae.